Manihot esculenta (cassava) is the source of this 739-nucleotide messenger RNA. Its product is annotated as thioredoxin-like protein CXXS1. The coding region runs from base 191 to 568 and encodes 125 amino acids. NCBI's taxonomy places the organism in Eukaryota, Viridiplantae, Streptophyta, Magnoliopsida, Malpighiales, Euphorbiaceae. The transcript has 3 exons. The record is from RefSeq and is a predicted model, not a curated record.
CAUUGUCUGCACCUCUCCAGCAAGGAUUAGAUAGAAAAGAGGAUAGAAGUGGGUCCAACAGAAAACAAUUCAUAAUUUGGUCAUCUGGUUCUGGUAGCCCAAAGAAGCAGGCAAGAAAAUUAGUGUUUAGAAGAAGAAGAAGAAGAAGAAGAAGAAGAAGAAGAAGAAGAAGAAGAAGAAAGGAGACGAGAUGGAGACCCAAGAGCAGCAAACUAAAUCAAGAGUUCUAAAGGUGGAAUCUUUGGAGUCUUGGGACCUCUACGUUACCCAAGCCAACAAUCAAGGCUGCCCUAUUGUUAUACACUUCACUGCUUCAUGGUGUAUCCCCUCGGUGGCCAUGAACCCUUUCUUCGAGGAAUUAGCCUCGGCUUAUCCAGAUGUCUUGUUUCUUUCUGUUGACGUUGAUGAAGUCAAGGAGGUGGCUGCUAAACUGGAGGUAAAGGCCAUGCCUACUUUUGUGCUGAUGAAGGAUGGCGCACAGAUUGACAGGCUGGUGGGUGCCAAUCCGGAGGAGAUAAGGAAAAGGAUUGAUGGGUUUGUUCAGUCCGUUCGUGUAAAUGUAGCCUAGUUAGUGUUUGUGUGUGGGGGAGAGAGAGAGAGAGGUGUUGUAUAUCUGUGAAUAAGUGAAAUUUGUGGGUUUGAUGAGUGGUGGUCCAGAACUUUAAACAGAGACGAUGUUGGUGAUUUUGUGAGUGUUGAUUUCUGUUGCAAAUUGUAAAUUCGAAACUCUUUUUUUUUU